CCCCGUCACUCAGCCAGCAGCACCUCCUCUCUGGCCCUCGUCUCCGUUCUCUGGUGUUCGCCGGUGAGCUCAGCAGCGGCCGCGGCUCAUGAUGGAGGCCAUCAAGAAAAAGAUGCAGAUGUUGAAGCUGGACAAGGAGAACGCCCUAGACCGGGCCGAGCAGGCGGAGGCCGAGCAGAAGCAGGCAGAGGAAAGGAGCAAACAGUUAGAAGAUGAGCUGGCAGCAAUGCAGAAGAAGCUGAAAGGGACGGAAGAUGAGCUGGACAAGUAUUCCGAAGCUUUGAAGGAUGCGCAGGAGAAGCUGGAGCUGGCCGAGAAGAAGGCAGCGGACGCUGAGGCUGAGGUGGCCUCCUUGAACCGUAGGAUCCAGCUGGUUGAAGAGGAGCUGGACCGUGCUCAGGAGCGCCUGGCCACUGCCCUGCAGAAGCUGGAGGAAGCUGAGAAAGCUGCCGAUGAGAGCGAGAGAGGCAUGAAGGUUAUUGAAAACCGAGCUUUAAAAGAUGAAGAGAAGAUGGAACUCCAGGAAAUCCAGCUCAAAGAAGCUAAGCACAUUGCAGAAGAGGCAGAUAGGAAGUAUGAGGAGGUGGCUCGUAAGUUGGUGAUUAUUGAGGGAGACUUGGAACGCACAGAGGAACGAGCUGAGCUGGCAGAGUCUAAGUGUUCUGAGCUGGAGGAGGAGCUGAAGAAUGUCACCAACAACCUCAAGUCUCUUGAGGCUCAGGCGGAGAAGUACUCUCAAAAAGAAGACAAAUAUGAGGAAGAGAUAAAGAUUCUUACUGAUAAACUCAAGGAGGCAGAGACCCGUGCUGAGUUUGCUGAGAGAUCGGUAGCCAAGCUGGAAAAGACAAUUGAUGAUUUGGAAGAUGAGCUCUAUGCCCAGAAACUGAAGUACAAGGCCAUUAGCGAGGAGCUGGACCACGCCCUCAAUGACAUGACCUCUAUAGCGUCUCUACAGCCAACUUGAGCGAAACCGCCUGCUUUCUAAUGAGCUGAAGCUAACGCUGCAUGAUCUAUGUGACUGAUGGCAGGGCUCCCUGAUGCCCAUUAACCCAGCUUAUUGCUCACACCACUGACCUGGACCCCAGCAAAAAGCUGAUUGUCUCUUGAAAGUUUACUAAGUUGCCCUAAGCAAAUUGCUUUUCAACUGGGGCGGUUAGAGUAUUGUUGACGUCCUGUGUAGUAGGAAUGUUUAAUACUGCAUUUCUAUCCCUUUUCAAGAGCUUGUGGGUGAUGAAGGGAGGGGCCUGAGAGGUUAUAGUGAGAAAACUUGGGAGAGUUUUCUGCUUUCCACCCUUAUUUGCUGCUCCUUGACUUGUGCACUGACUGUAGGAUACUUCCCUUGCAUGGAUGUUUUCUAACAAUAAAAGGAAUGACUUGACAAGAUGUGGUAACUGCUUUAUCUGCAGGCCCAGCGAUGGGCCCUUCUGACUGGAUGCAAAAAAAGGGCGUGGAAUAUUCAUAGAUCUGUGUGCCAUCACCUUCCCUGAGUGAAAGAUCUGAGUAUUUUCCCACCUCCAUAGAGCAGUCAGAGAGGUUUGCUUUCUGCGCAGAUUAGAUUCUCUUUGAUGUCCAGCUGCUGGUUUUCUUCCUGACAUUUUCCAUGCUGCUUUUUCCUGAUUUUAUGUUUAAUUUUAACUAACUGUGUCACAGGCUAGUUCUGAAUAAACACUGCAAAAAUCUUAAGGUUUUGCUUACACGUAUA
This is a messenger RNA of Myotis davidii, 1702 nucleotides long. It is a transcript of the gene TPM3, whose product is annotated as tropomyosin 3. Gene Ontology annotation, cellular component: actin filament. The transcript has 10 exons. Gene Ontology annotation, biological process: muscle contraction; actin filament organization. The record is from RefSeq and is a predicted model, not a curated record. Bases 89 to 964 code for a protein of 291 amino acids. Lineage: Eukaryota; Metazoa; Chordata; Mammalia; Chiroptera; Vespertilionidae. Gene Ontology annotation, molecular function: actin filament binding.